GUCGAUAUUGUCAGAUCCGAAGGUUCGGCACGAGGGACAAAGUAACGGCAGGCAACAAUAGGCGCGACAGCCAACGAUGCAUCCGAAAACAGGAUGAGACAAGGCAAACGAGACCGAUGAGACCGACGAGACCGACGAGACAGAGACAUUAUUAUCAGGCGACGCAGGCCGCCGUGUGCAGUGACACCAAUACCGUGUAUUACCACCUCUAGCUUGUCCAAUGAUGCCUUUGUCGUCUAUAUUCCAAACCGCCCCAACGGCUGUACCGCAUACUUGCGUCGUUGUCGGAUCCGAAGGUUCGGAGGGGGGCAAAAUAACGAUAGACGGCGGGCAGCAGGCAGCAGGCAGCAGACGCGACAAGCAACGAUGCAUUCGAAAACAGGGCGAGGCGAGGCAGACGAGACCGAGACAUUAUUAUCAGGCGACGCAGGCCGCCGUGUGCAGUGACACCAAUACCGUGUACUCAAUGAUGGCUUCCUCGUCCAUAUUGCUCAGAGGGGGGAUUCUGCUGGUGCCCGACGGCGGGACGGACGCGGUCGUGGCUAUGCGCAAAGAUCUGCUCGUCGUCGCAGACCGGAUUACUUGCAUUAAAGAGGACAUCGACCUGGCCAAGUACGAGGCGCUAGACGCGGUCGAGGUCGACUGUUCGGCCAAGAUUGUCUCACCUGGCUUCGUCGACACGCACCACCGGGCUCGCGGCGACGCUCGCGUCAGGGGUGCGAUCCGUCUUUUGCUACACACCCACACCGCUCAUCGAGAGCUGGACUCGGUGUCUCGGCCUGGUGCCGGCCAUCCUUCAGCCGUGGCAUCUGCCGCAGCUCAUGCGCUUCAGCUCGCUGCUGACCGACCACGCCCGCGUCGCGCUGGGCUUCGCCUUCGACGGCUUCGCCUUUCUGUCCGCGCCCUCCACGCGCGCCCUCUUCGACGCGGUGCGCGCGGCCGGCGUGCGAUGCAUCACGUCGCACGCGUUUGGCAACCCUCUGCUGGGCACCGGGGCGGGCGGCCGUGAGUGCCCUGGAGGCGGCGGGGGUGCUGGGCCCUGACGUCAUCGUCUCGCACGCAACGGGCUCGAUCCGCACUCUGGGCUGCGACUCCAACAGCGUCGCCGGCAGCAACAUGCUCGAGCAGAUGCGAUUGGCCUUGCUCAUGACCCGCGCCCAGAGCACCCAGACCCUCGUCGCCAGCAAAAAGUUCCCCCGCGCCAUGAGCCCCACCGUCCAGCACGUCUUUCG
Messenger RNA from Paraphaeosphaeria sporulosa, 1232 nucleotides. RefSeq lists its product as uncharacterized. Bases 221 to 1009 code for a protein of 262 amino acids. Gene Ontology annotation, molecular function: hydrolase activity, acting on carbon-nitrogen (but not peptide) bonds. The transcript has a single exon. NCBI's taxonomy places the organism in Eukaryota, Fungi, Ascomycota, Dothideomycetes, Pleosporales, Didymosphaeriaceae. The record is from RefSeq and is a predicted model, not a curated record.